AGAAUUCAUACUAAAAACAAAACACAAAAAAGAUUCUAACUUUUGCGGGUCGCGACAUUCGAAUCUGAGCAGUCAAGAAACCAAAAUUGUUAAUGCAUUUCCCCCUUCUCCGUUGCCGUUUCCCUUUCUUUUCCCGCAGAGAAGAUCUCCCAGCGGCGGCGAAACUGAGAUGAGCGAUGUGGGUGGCGAAGCAACAGAUCGCGAGAUCAAGGCGGGGCCGCGUCUGGGCAGGAGCGUUCCUCUGCUGGGCCUUCCUCAUGUUGGCGACUCCCAAGAUCCCUUACUCUCCCAAGCAUCACGCCUACGCCGACAUGCGUAAUUUUCUCGGUGUGCCCAACACGCUCAAUGUGAUCACCAAUUUCCCUUUCUUGAUUGUGGGCGUGCUGGGCUUUGUUCUGUGUCUUCAAGGGAGCUAUUUUAACGUGAGUUUGCAAGGAGAAAUUUUGGGUUGGACAUUGUUCUACGCGGGAAUAGCGGGUGUGGCUUUUGGUUCGGCAUAUUAUCACCUGAAGCCUGAUGACAGUAGGGUGGUGUGGGAUACAUUGCCGAUGAUGAUAGCAUAUUCCUCUCUAUUUUCCAGUUUUUUGGUGGAGAGAGUGGGGAAAAGGACUGGUUUAUGCUUUUUGUCUCUGCUCCUUUCCUUUUCCUUUCUCAGCGUAGCUUAUGAAAGAACAUUUAAUGAUCUCCGGUUGCGCAUGAUGUUUCAGUUGAUUCCGUGUGUUGUGAUCCCAUUUACGACGCUUUUGUUCCCACCAAAAUAUACUCACUCGAGAUAUUGGCUUUGGGCAGCAGGCAUCUACCUUCUCUCCAAAUUUGAAGCUUUUGCUGACCGGAGGAUAUACUAUGCUAAUAGUUACAUCAUCAGCGGGCAUUCCCUGGAGCACUUAUGUUUAGCGAUGUUGCCUGUUCUGCUUACGAUGAUGCUCCUGAAUAGAACCUUGAGGUUCCAAAGGUUGGGCAGCUUAAAAGAGAGGCUUUAGAAAGCAUGUUUGGGUGAUGGAGCCAAAUUUUGAGUGUAAGUGUGACUAAGGAGCGCGUGUGAAGUUUCUUUUGAGGCACUAUUUGCUAGUUGCUUACUCUUAUACUAGGCAUCCUGCAGUUACUGCAUCCUGCUUGGUUGAGAAAAUCUUUUACGGCGACACUUUCUUCCAUCACAAGUUGAAGGACUUCUAAGGCCGCAAGAAUGAAAAACAUGCCCAUUCAUCACACUGUCAGUGGCUUUCUUUCUGUUCCUAAAUUCAAAAUUUAUCUGUUGCCAUCGUAAAUAUUCUGGCUUGAACGGACCGGAGAAACAAUGGUCUCAGAAUUUCUCUGUGUAGACGUUCAUUAUGAAGAUAUACAUUGUACAGUGAGAUACGAGCAGAUUCAUAUAAACUUUUCCUUGCUAAAUUGUUCGGGGUAAUUGGAUUCCCGUUGGUUGUUGACAACCAGUCACUUGUACUGGUGCAUUUUGAAAGCUUUGUGAAGAAAGACGAUGGCCCUUCUGUGAUUUGAUGUAGCGAUUCUACCUGAUCUUUGGAAUUUCUCUCAACAUUCAUUUCCCGUUCCUACGAGUGAGUGAAUGAGCAUAAUUGCCUCUUUCGUUGAAAUUCAAACCUUUUGAAGCAAGGUCUCCUAAUAGAGAUUCGAUGGCUCCCGAUGCGAA
Syzygium oleosum is the source of this 1645-nucleotide messenger RNA. RefSeq lists its product as uncharacterized. The transcript is spliced from 7 exons. Gene Ontology annotation, biological process: ceramide metabolic process. Gene Ontology annotation, cellular component: membrane. The record is from RefSeq and is a predicted model, not a curated record. NCBI's taxonomy places the organism in Eukaryota, Viridiplantae, Streptophyta, Magnoliopsida, Myrtales, Myrtaceae. Gene Ontology annotation, molecular function: hydrolase activity, acting on carbon-nitrogen (but not peptide) bonds, in linear amides. The coding region runs from base 177 to 980 and encodes 267 amino acids.